GGUAAGUCACAGCCCUGUCCAGUUAGUUACUUAUUUUUAACUCAAGUGUUGGGUUUGUUUUGUGUUUCGACGAUGUGAAUUUGUGUUUAUUAAAGUUGAUUUAUUAUUGAUUUAAACACGUCUCAUGCCCCAAGUGAUUCCAACGAACCUGUGCUGUUGCACAUAUUAUCAAUAGUUUAUUCCUGAGGUGAAACUCCUCAGGUGGCGUUGUGGGCAACCUUUCAUUUACCGCUUUGCUACAUUCUGGCGUUGCUGGCAGGAUCUCACAUCUAAAGGGGCAGAGACGUGUUUUACUUUAAGGUCUGUAAAUGUUAAGGUCUGUAAAUGUGUUCAAACUAUGAGAGGCGUCCUCUCAUAGUUUGAGUGUUGUGUAUUCAGUGUUAAAGCCAGAACAGCAGUGUUUUAGUCUGAGUUCAUUCCACAAGCCAUUUUGUCAGGCCUCGGUGCAGCUUUACUUCAUCAUGGAGGAGGAGAUGCAACAACUUAGGGAGACCGUGUCACAGCUUAAGGCAGACAACGAACUACUUCGCCAGGCGCGUGCUGCAUCUCCGUUGGACCCCGGUGAGGCUGUUUUCUUUCCCUCUGCUGCAGCAAGUCAGGCACCGACUCCAAACAUAGCCGCCGCUGUCACAGAGCGACUGGUUGUGGUUCCUAGAGACCGUAAGUGUCCCAUGUUCAAUGGCAGGGCAGGCCUAGGAAUAACUGAGUGGAUAGAGGAGAUACAGGCAUGUGUGCGUGCUCGCCAUCUUCUUGCUGCUGACCAGGCCCUUUUUAUGGUUGAUCAUUUAGAGGGAGAGGCAAAGGAGGAAAUUAAGUUUCGCCCUAGUGCAGAGCGGCGAGACCCAGUACAGGUUCUUGCUAUAUUAAAGGAGCUAUAUGGCUGUGCUCAGUCGUACGUCACAUUACAACAGGCUUUCUUUUCUCGACGCCAACUCGAAGGAGAGACGUUGCAGGAGUUUUCCUUAGCUCUCAUGGCCUUAAUGGCACGGGUUAAGCAGUGUGUACCUGAUGGGAUGCCUAAUUCUGAUGUCCUCCUCAGGGAUCAGUUUGUGGAGCAUGUUCUCGAUAGCUCCCUUCGCCGGGAACUCAAGCAACUAGUUAGACGCCAGCCUACUGGCACCUUGUUGGAGCUUCGUGGUGAGGCAAUUAGGUGGGAGAGGGAAGGUCUUCCAGGGGGGGAUAGGGGUCGUAGCUCCUCCUUUCCAUCAGCUUAUGGUCUUCAAUAUGGAGUGCAGGGUCGCUUUCAAACCGCCCCUCCUGUUACUUCACCGGGGCCAUCGUUGAGUGAGUUGAUGGACCUUAUGAAGCAUCAACAGGAGCAGCGUAACCAGCUCACCCAGACCGUAGCCUCUCUACAGGCCCCCCGCUCCCAAGGUCAGACUUUUAAUAGUGGUCCUUUAAUCUGUAGAAGGUACAGAAAAUGUCCAGCAGCCUGGACAUUUUGCUCGGGAUUGUGAGGGUGAGCGGGCUCCAUUUCGACGCCUUGCUAAUUCAGCAGCUGGGUCGAACCCACGCCCCACCGCACCGUCCCAUUUCACUAGGCGAUCGGAAAACUGAAACCCACUGAGCUGCGGAGUCACAGCACAGUUGGGGAGCCCACAGACUCACAGGAAAGUGUAGGUGCUGAAUUAAUUUCUGCAUGUCCAAACAUUAAUGUAUUGAUUGGAGGAGUCACUGCUUUAUGCCUGGUGGACACUGGUUCCAUGGUGUCCACCGUUACUGAAAGCUUCUUUCUGGAGCAGUUUGCACCUUGGGGCCACGAGCGCCUUCAGUCUUCAGUCACUGGCUACAGCUCCGAGCAGCGAACGGUUUAGCAAUUCCAUAUAUAGGCUAUCUGGAGCUUGAUGUGGAACUAUGUGGCAAGGUGAUGCCCCGUUGUGGGAUUCUUGUUGUCAAAAACCCCUCUGGUUUUGCGUCUUCUGUCCCUGGUAUUUUGGGAAUGAACGUGAUACGCAAAUGCUAUCGAGAGCUUUUCGGUGCAUUUGGGCAUUUGGGUGCAUUUGGGCCUUCUCUUUUUGAUUCACUUUCAGUGUCACAGGCACCUGGUCCCGUUAUUGCGGCCUUGCAGCAGUGUCAUCAGUCUGCCGCCCAGACCCCAGGGGGCCACACUGGCAUUGUGAGAGUCCGAGGCAAACAAGCGCCUGCCAUCUCAGCGUCUCACGAAACCCCUCCUCCACCCCAUUCUCCUCCCGGCUCGAGGACAUUCACCUCAUCCGGACCCCGACCUCAACGGAUCGCGGAUUACGCCAAUGAAUCAAGGAUCAUAGCAGCGCCCAAUCAUGGUGGCAGCUGAUCGCGGACAAAGAAUUUUCAAAACUGCCUAUCAAGAUACGAUUACUAGUGGCAUUCAUUGCACUUCUGUCCAUCCUGGAAGAGGGAUCCCUUGCAUGCGUCUCUUCCUGAGGUUUCUACUUUUUUCCUGUCAAGGUUUUUGUAGUUUUUCCUUACCCUUGUGAGGGUUUAGGGCAGAGGAUGCCACACUAGCGAGUUCAAUAGGACUACGAGCAUUAGAUUUGCCUUCCAAACUUACAUUAGACGAUAAACCACCACCAGUGUCUAGACCCCGGGGGGUAUUCCUGUUCGAUGCUCUGCUACACCCCCUUCUAAAUCCUGAUGACAUCUCACAGGGGUCUAAAAUGCCAAAGACUGUUUAACAUUCUCAUUUCUGUGCGUGUAAAAAGAGAAUGAAUAAAAUCUGUUAAUUGGAAAUCAAGUCUCUCCUGAUUGAACUGAAAUUCUCCUUUACCCACGGACUAGUUUGGGCGUUUUAAACGCUGCCCAGGUUGUCAGCCUGCCUCUAGGAGUAACUGAGGAGAGGUCAACGUUAGUAACUGUCUCUUCCCAUACAGUUGCCCACGCAGUGUCAGAUAGGUUAGCCUCAAUAGAUCUGUCUGAAUUGUCUGAGCAUGAGCAAGCCAAUGUAAACUCCCUAAUAGGAAAAUAUCAAUCUGUCUUUUCAACCCAUGAAGGUGAUUUGGGCUGCACCAACCUUCUCUCCCAUGACAUACCUCUGCUCGAUGAGGUUCCUGUUCGUCAGAGGUAUCGGCGUAUCCCUCCCUCAGAAUACGAAGAAGUGAAGGCUCCCGUUAACCAACUGUUGGAGUCCCGGGUCAUUAGGGAGAGCUGUAGUCCAUAUGCAUCACCCAUAGUAUUAGCCCGGAAAAAGGAUGGGAACCUGCGCUUAUGCGUGGACUAUCGCCUCCUUAACAGUAAGACCAGAAAGGAUGCAUUCCCUCUGCCUCCUAUCGAGGAGAGCUUGGAUGCACUAUCUGGGGCUGGCUGGUUUUCCACCAUCGAUCUGGCCAGCGGUUAUAAUCAGGUCCCUAUGACGGAACAAGACCGGCCCAAAACUGCAUUUUGUACACCAUUUGGCCUUUUCGAGUUUAAUCGCAUGCCUUUUGGUUUGUGUAACGCCCCAAGCACUUUCCAGCGUCUGAUGCAGAGAAUGUUUGGUAAAGAGCAAGGUCAGUCCUUGUUACUGUAUCUGGAUGACAUUAUUGUCUUCUCAUCCUCUGUGGAACAACAUUUGCAGAGGCUGGAAAUAGUGCUUGAUCGGCUUCAAAAAGAAGGUCUUAAAGCGAAACUCGAAAAGUGUGCAUUCUUUCGACGGGAGGUCGGUUACUCGGCCGGGCACCACUCAAAUGUCCACCAUCUUCCUUACCCUGUUGACCUACAACCCCAGGAAAACAAUAUACCCCUAGGCCCGAUGUCCAAUGCCCAGUUGGCCAUUUUUAGGCCUUGGUGUUAAUUAGAUUUUUCUGGCCAUCGUCGGGCCGACGACGCAAAAAGGAGGGGAUAAAUGUGGCCAGAUGCGGGUGCCCUCCCUGCCACUGGGGGCGCUGUGCCUGCAUGCGCCCUCCCCGUCAAGGGUGGCGCUGUCGGCCUCUAUUUAAGGCAGCAGCCCACUCGUACUCGCGUCUCCCUGGCGUGUUGUUUCGGUCCGGGACCUUGGUCGGCACACUUGACUUGUCACAUUGCCGGACUGGCACUCAGCGUGGAGUCGCUCCACCAGGGAAGACGAGUGCGAUGGCGCGCGCCAGCGGGGUGAGUUACGUUGUCUGCCACCCUUGCUUCUAUCAUGCCAUAGCUGACACUGAUUCCACCUUACAGCUAAUGCUACAGGACUAAGCGGCGGCUAACAAAUCCCCCUCCCUCCGGGUUACGGAGACACUGCCUUGGCCUGACACGGUUGUUGAGGUCCUGCCCCCUCAUCGGCGCCCUGCAGCCCCGUGUACACAGAACUGGAACCUGCUGUUCUGGCACCCCUGGAAUUCAUUCAUCUACUGAAACUCUGGUUUAUUAUUGUUGAUUUUAAUAUCACAGAAACUAUUACAUGAAUUGACCAGCUCCGUGUCCAUGUGAACCAACACCCUUGAUCUAUACUCCACGCUACGCCUUCACGGCACGUGGAGGGGACACGUGCAGGGGGACUUCCAUAUUUUAUAGUUACAUUUAACUUAGUUUUAUUGUAUUUGUAUGUGUUAUUUUGUUUGUUUGUUCAAAAGUGUUUUAACCCUUGACUUGUUUUAAUAAUAUUUUUGUUGUGGUCAGG
This is a messenger RNA of Platichthys flesus (European flounder), 4552 nucleotides long. RefSeq lists its product as uncharacterized. The transcript has 2 exons. NCBI's taxonomy places the organism in Eukaryota, Metazoa, Chordata, Actinopteri, Pleuronectiformes, Pleuronectidae. The record is from RefSeq and is a predicted model, not a curated record. Bases 462 to 1457 code for a protein of 331 amino acids.